Molecule: messenger RNA, 1953 nt
Organism: Capronia coronata CBS 617.96
Lineage: Eukaryota; Fungi; Ascomycota; Eurotiomycetes; Chaetothyriales; Herpotrichiellaceae
Product: dihydroxy-acid dehydratase
Exons: 1
Coding region: 1-1953 (650 amino acids)
Molecular function (GO): hydro-lyase activity
Source: RefSeq, a predicted model, not a curated record
AUGAGUUCCCACGACACGUCCAACACCGAUGCCGACGGCUCGAAUAAGAAGAAGAGGAAGAAGAAUGAUGAUCAAACCACCAACGACAACAACACCAACGAUGUCCACCACUCAGACUACGACCUGUCGACUCCGAUCACUUCAACAUCUGGCCUCCGGUCGGGCCUCACUUCUUAUGGCGACGCCCAUUUCUCCCUGUUUCUGCGCAAAGUCUUCAUCAAAGCCCUGGGAUACUCGGACUCGGCACUGUCGCUGCCCAUCAUCGGGAUCAUCAACACCUACUCGUCCUUCAACCCCUGCCACUCCACUGUGCCGCAACUGAUCGAGGCCGUCAAGCGCGGCGUUCUCGCUUCAGGCGGGCUACCCGUGGACUUCCCCACGAUCAGCGUGCACGAGAGCUUUUCCAGUCCGACGAGCAUGUACCUCCGGAACCUGAUGAGUAUGGACACGGAGGAGAUGAUCAAGGCCCAGCCGGUCGACGCGGUCGUUAUGAUUGGUGGAUGCGACAAGACCGUCCCGGCUCAACUCAUGGGUGGCAUCAGCGCCAAUAAGCCUGCUUUGCCGCUGAUCACGGGCCCAAUGAUGCCUGGGUCUGUCGAGGGCGUCCGGGUGGGCGCUUGCACGGAUUGCAGGAGUUACUGGGCGAGGUACCGCGCGGGAGAUGUCGAUGUGGAAGAUAUCAUGUCAGUGAACGAGGAGCUGGCCCCGACAGGCGGCACUUGUGGGGUCAUGGGCACGGCUUCAACUAUGGCCUGUGUGACCGCUGGCUUGGGGCUGCUUGACCUGCGGGCUGGGGCGACGGCGGCUGCAGUCAGCUCGGCUCGACUGAGAGUCGCAGAACAGACUGGCCGCAAUGCCGUCGCUGUCUUGAGGAUGGAGCACAUGCGCCCGCAAGAAUUGCUUACGCGGGAGAGCUUCUUGAAUGCCAUCACAGUGCUGCAGGCCAUCGGUGGGAGCACGAAUGCUGUGGUUCACUUGAUGGCCAUCAUCAACAGACACCCUGGAGUGGCGGGCACUAUUAAUCUCAAGACGUUUGAUGAGAUUGGGAAGAAGACUCCUCUGCUGGUCGACCUCAAGCCCAGCGGCGACAACUACAUGACCGACUUCCAUAACGCCGGCGGAAUGCUGGCCGUGAUGCAUACCCUCAAGCCAUUCCUUCAUCUCUCUGCGAGGACCUAUACUGGGCAAACGCUGGGCGAGUUGCUCGACAGCACAUCAUUCAAGUCCUUCUCAUAUUCCCAACAGAUCGUCCGGCCUCUGGAUGAUCCGCUCUACCCCCGCUCCAGUCUCGUCGUACUAUACGGCAAUCUCAGUCCUAAUGGAGCCGUCAUGAAAGCUUCAGCUUCGAAGAACCGCAACCUGCUCCAGCACCGCGGAAGAGCUUGUGUGUUUGAGAACAGUGCCGACAUGGCCAAACGUAUCGACUCGCCCGAUCUUGAAGUAGACGCCGACUCGGUGCUGCUCCUCAAGAGUAUAGGUCCGGUCGGGAAUCCAGGUAUGCCCGAGGCAGGCUUGAUCCCUAUACCGCAGAAGCUGGGCAGACAAGGAGUCGCCGACAUGUUACGCAUCAGUGACGGGAGGAUGAGCGGCACUGCCGGAGGGACCAUUGUACUGCACUGUUCACCGGAGUCUGCGGAUCUGGACUCUGUGUUUGGUGUCGUCCAGUCAGGAGACACGAUUGUGUGCGACGUCGAGAACAGGAAGCUGUCCCUUGAGCUUGACGAUCACGAAAUCAGUCAAAGAAUUGCCGAACGGAAAAGGAGGGCGGAAGAUAUAUCCUCUUCGAAGACAACCCAUGGUCCAACCUCUGGCAGGAGGGAACCCUGGUUAGAGAGAGCGCAUGUACGAGGAUAUCGUGGUCUUUACGAGCGAGAAGUCAACCAGGCUCAUCUGGGUUGCGAUUUUGGAUUCCUGACCGCACAAGGGCCGACGCCCAACGAAACAUCAUCGUGA